Molecule: messenger RNA, 1391 nt
Organism: Impatiens glandulifera
Lineage: Eukaryota; Viridiplantae; Streptophyta; Magnoliopsida; Ericales; Balsaminaceae
Product: electron transfer flavoprotein subunit alpha, mitochondrial
Cellular component (GO): mitochondrion
Molecular function (GO): flavin adenine dinucleotide binding; electron transfer activity
Source: RefSeq, a predicted model, not a curated record
AUGAUUUCUGCUGGAACUGAUCAUAUCUCACUACUACCGCUACCGCUGAAGGAGAUGCAGAUCCGUAAGCAUCCUCCUCCAAUACACCUUUUAUUACUGUUGUCAAACUCGUUAUGUGCUCUGAUCGUGGUUCCACGCCACGAGCUUAUUAGCACAUUAGUUAUAGCUGAACACGAAAGUGGUACUAUUAAGGCUCAAUCACUGAGUGCAAUAGAGGCUACCCGCUAUUUGAGUGAAGACAAUGUUGUUUGUUUAAUUGCCGGAGCAGGUCCUUUACUUCAAGAAGCUGCGACCAAUGCUGCGUUGUGCCAUCCUUCUGUAUUAAUCGCUGAUUCAGAUAAAUUUACUUAUCCUUUGGCAGAGCCAUGGGCUAGAUUGGAUCUGGUCCAGCAGAAAGGUAACUUCACCCAUGUAGUUGCUUCUUCGAACUCUUUUGGGAAAAACAUACUACCACGUGCAGCUGCCCUUCUGGAUGUUUCUCCUGUUACUGAUGUCACUGCAAUUUCUGGAUCUAAUGAAUUUAUCAGGCCAAUAUAUGCAGGAAAUGCUCUGUCCACUGUACGAUUCACUGGUUCUGGACCUUGCAUAUUGACUAUCAGAUCUACAUCGUUUCCGGUGUCUGAAAUGUCACCUAAUCCCAAGUCUUGUUCAGUGCCAAUUUCCCAGGUCGAUAUAUCAACCCUUGGCGAAGAUGAAGACGGUAAAUCCAGACAUGUAAAACAUACCUCUCAGAAUGCAGAGCGUCCCGAUCUUGGAAAUGCACGUGUUGUUGUGACUGGUGGUAGAGCAUUGAAAAGCGCUGAGAACUUCAAAAUGGUAGAAAAGCUUGCAGAGAAACUUGGUGCAGCAGUUGGUGCAACACGGGCAGCUGUUGAUGCAGGAUUUGUAUCGAAUGACCUCCAGGUUGGACAAACUGGUAAGAUUGUUGCCCCUGAACUAUAUAUGGCUUUUGGUGUAUCUGGUGCCAUUCAACAUAUAGCUGGUAUGAGAGAUUCAAAGAUCAUUGUUGCUGUAAAUAGAGAUGCUGAUGCACCAAUAUUCCAGGUUGCAGAUUAUGGAGUAGUGGGCGAUCUUUUUGAGGUCAUACCUGAAUUGCUAGAGAAACUCUGAGAAAAUAUGGAUGUGGUAACAUUUAUACAACGCAUAUCUUCAAAUUCUUAUCCCUUUUGUUUUAUUAGAAGACAAGUGUAUUAGUUCUACAAAAGUUCUAGUGCCUGCAAACUUAGUAAGGGGGGGUUUGUUUGAAUUAUGUAUAAUAGGUAAUAGGUUUGAUGGGUAGUCAUCUGGUGGCUUAUUUGAGUAGUUGCAUGGUGCAUUAGCAAAUACUAUUUGUAUGUUUUUUCUAUCUGGUAAAAAUGGGUUAAUUGACUUACAAUUAACGUUGUUAAGUA